Messenger RNA from Naumovozyma dairenensis CBS 421, 1482 nucleotides. It is a transcript of the gene ORC5, whose product is annotated as origin recognition complex subunit 5. Gene Ontology annotation, cellular component: nucleus; nuclear origin of replication recognition complex. The transcript has a single exon. NCBI's taxonomy places the organism in Eukaryota, Fungi, Ascomycota, Saccharomycetes, Saccharomycetales, Saccharomycetaceae. Gene Ontology annotation, biological process: DNA replication initiation; DNA replication. Bases 1 to 1482 code for a protein of 493 amino acids. Gene Ontology annotation, molecular function: DNA replication origin binding. The record is from RefSeq and is a predicted model, not a curated record.
AUGUCUUCUUUGAUACCUGAUGUAUUAUUUAGGGACUAUCAAGUGGAACUUUUAGAAUCUUAUCUUUUAGAUGAUCCAAAUGUGUCACCUUUAAAUUUAUUCAUUCAAGGUUAUAAAGCCACAGGGAAAACAUAUACAUUAGAAAAAUAUUUCCAAUAUCAUCCAGAUGAUUUACUUCAUGCUUGGAUUAAACCAUUAGAAUUGGUUUCUUGGAAACCAUUCAUUCAAGCAAUUGCAAGAACUGUUCAAGAAACUUUACAAACCAAAUAUCCUUCAGUAUCAAAUAAUGAUGAUAGGAACGAAAAAGAAGAAGACGAAGAAAAUUUGAAACGAUUAGAUACGUUAUCUGUCGAGGAACCAUACCUUUUAAUGAAUUUCCUUGAAACAAUCUUAUCGAAAUAUGCAACUGCAUUAAUGGAACCUAGAAGUUUUUAUUUAAUUUUGGAUGGAUUUGAUAGUUUCCAUGAUUUAGAUACUCAAUUAAUUCAAACAAUUUUCAAACUUUCUGAAAUUUUAAACGUUUCAAAUGGUGGCCAACAGUUAAAGAUAAAAUUGAAAUUCAUUCAUAUAAUUCAAGAUUCAAGUUUCUUAAAUCGAUAUACAAGUUAUUGUUUACCAACUAUUAUUUUCCCACGUUAUAAUAUUGAUGAAUUAAUUGAGAUUUUAAUCUUUUCAAGAUCAAAAGAUCUUCUUAUGAAUUAUAAAUUUACAGAGAAAUGUAAUGAAUUGUUGAUCUUUAAUAAUGAGGAGAAAUUAAGUAUUGUGAUUAAUUUCAUUCAAUUAAUUAUUCAAUCAUUUAAUUCAUAUACGGGGAAUGAUAUUUAUGCAAUUAAUGAUUUAAUUGAUUUUAAAUGGGAAAUUUAUGUGGAUGGAAUGAAUUCAGAUAAUAUUUCUAAUCCGUUAGCAUUAUAUAAAAAAACAUUAAAAAUAUUUACAUCAACUGAUUGUUCCUUAGUACAAGAGAAUGAUAAUGAGCAGCAAGAAUCUGAUACUGUAACUACGACGACCACGUAUAGUAUUAGUAAGAUGUCGAAAUAUUUAUUAAUAGCAGCAUAUCUUUGUUCAUAUUUAGAACCAAGAUUUGAUAGUUUCUUAUUUUCUCUUAAAUCAGAAUUGAAAACUGGUAGAUCAUCAACGGGACGUAGGAAGAAAAAAGAUAUAAAUCCUCGUUUCUUACAAGCAUCAUUAUUUUCCAUUGAAAGAUUACUGGCUAUUUUCCAAAAUAUAUAUCCAAUGGAAAUGAAUUGGAAGAGUGGAUCAUUAGCUUCAUUGGGAGAGAAUUCUUUAAUAAGGUCGAAUGUGGAAGUAUUCCAAAAUUUGGCAGAAUUAGAUUCAUUAAAAUUAUUGGCAACUACUAAGAAUAUUGAUCUUUUAAAUCAUAAGAAUAAAUGGAAAGUUAAUGUUCCAUGGGAAAUCAUCGAAGAAGUUGCAAAAUCUGUAGAUUUUGAUAUAAAUCAAUAUUUCAGUGGAAUUCAUGAUUAA